Messenger RNA from Vollenhovia emeryi, 2528 nucleotides. RefSeq names its product glutaredoxin domain-containing cysteine-rich protein CG31559-like. The record is from RefSeq and is a predicted model, not a curated record. Lineage: Eukaryota; Metazoa; Arthropoda; Insecta; Hymenoptera; Formicidae. Bases 182 to 2302 code for a protein of 706 amino acids. Gene Ontology annotation, biological process: sensory perception of sound. The transcript has 5 exons.
AGUUACUGACGUUCCGCGCUGUGAACGAUCGCCCGUUGAUCGUCGUCGCCGUCGUCGUCGUCGUCAUCGGCUUUAACGCUCCGAGUCGAGUGCAAUCGAGUUUUACUAUGCGCCGCUCUUGAUACACAUAUGCGGUCUGUGAAGCCCGUCGAGCGAGCCACCGGUGACUUUGUAUGCACGUAUGGAUGAGAGCGUCACGAUGACCGUACCUCCGCCGCUACCUGCGAAGACGCAGGCCCGGGAUGCGAGCCAGGCCGCUCGGCAGACUGUGUCAAUCCGGACCGUUUCCCCUACCGUCUCGCCGCCUCUCGCCAACGGGCCCGGAGCAACGGUAUUUGUCGGCGUUAGCGCUCCUACCGCCGAUUCCGUGACAACCUGCGGGAGAAGAAUCCCGGAAGUGCAAUCGGCGAACGGCGGCUGCGAGGAGCGGAGCAACGUCGUCGAGUCGUCGCGGCAGCAACGGUGGCAGCAGCAGCCGCAGCACCAGCACCAGCCGGCCGCGCACAUAGUGAAGAUCAGGAUCAACCCGGACGGCGACAAGAACAGUAGGGUGAUAUCGACGGUACGGUUGACCCUGGACGAGAACGAGCGGAAUCGCGAGGCCGAAAAGAGUAGCGGGCGCGAGCGCCCCGACAGACGCGGGGACGGUGCGGUGGUGGUGUGUGCGACAAACUUGGUGAACGAGCGACGCUGCGCGAGUGCCGGUGUCGGUGAGGGCUGUGUGAGGAUCAGUGUCUUCAGCGGCGACCCGGCGACUGGAGCCGACAAUCAGGAGCGCAACAACAACAGCAGCAGCAACAACAACAACAACGACAACAACAACGAAGACGACAACAACAGCAGCGACAACGGAGACAUGGUGCACCGGGGUACCACGGAAACCCUGAACUCGUCCACCCUCGGUGGCCGUUCAAGCGCCUGUUUCUACUACAACUCGUACCAUCAGAGCCCGUUAAGCAGCAUGGUGAUGUCGAGCGGGCAAUGCUCGCCCAGCGACACUUUGGACAGCGGCACCUGCAGCGACCUUGACGGGACGCCGCCGCCGCUGCCGAAGAAGAAGAACGCCAGCACGGUGAUACUGUCCAACAGCACGCACAACCGGACCGGGAGCCUGACCAGCAGCGGCGCCGAGGUCGACAGCGACGACAACGAGAGCAACAUCAGCUGCGACUCCCUGAACGGAGCCGAGGUGAACGGCGAGGCGAGCGAGUACCGAGUGCACGGGACGCCGAAGGACCUUGAGGAAACGGCGGGCGCAGUCGGGAAACUGGGCCGAGUCACGCUGGCGAACGGCGCCGACGACACGAUCGAGAAAUCGAGCGGCGGCCAGCGUCACCAGGUCUCGAUAACGGAACUCGGCUGCGCGGCGCCGCGCUCGCCGGUGUCGUCGGCCAGCGUCUCGCCGUCGCCGUCCGGAACGUCGUCCCUCUCGAAGGCCUCCUCGACGCCGCGGGUGAGGAGCCCCGAGCCCGCGAUCGAGCAGAACGGCCACUCGUCGCCGGUAAUUAAGGAGCGCACGUACGAGGAGAGGAAGCAACGGGAGCAGGAGAGGAUAGAGCAGGAGUGCGCCAACGCCACUCAGACUCGGUCGACUGGUCACAAAUACCUGUACGAGGACGACAGGUACUACAAUUUCCACGUCAACGAGUUGCGCGAUGAUAACAAGAACUCGAACGGCGAGCACGGGGUGGCGGAGAACGACGAGUGCUUCGCCGGUUACAAAAUCCACGACAAGGAAGCCAUACGAAGUGCCAAAGGGACCGUGCGCGGUGUCAAGAACAGAGUACGAGCGGGCAUCGCGACAUUCCUGCAGUCGCCUACCUCCAAGGCUUACGUGGAAAGAGAAAAGGGCAGAGUGGUGCUCUACACGACAUCGUUGGGCAUUGUUAGGGAGACCUUUACCAGUUGUAUGAAGAUGAAGCAAAUGCUGUGGACGAACAUGGUCAAGUACGACGAGGCAGAUUUAUUCCGCGACACGGAAUUACAGAGCGAGCUCAAGGAUCGAACCAAUUCAGAAGUCGUAACAUUGCCACAGCUCUUCGUCGACGGUCAAUAUAUUGGGGGUGUCGACACCGUCGAACGGCUUAACGAGUCGGGAGAGCUACGCCGCAUACUGGAACCUUACCAGUGCAAGGAUGCGUGCGCCGUUUGCAUCUACUGCGGCGGAUUCCAGCGGCUGCUGUGCCCCAUCUGUCACGGCAGCAAGAGGUCCGUACACCGCAACGAGUUCACCGUGGAAUUCGUCGCCCUGAAGUGCGCAAAGUGCGACGUUUUCGGUAUGAUACGCUGCCCGCAUUGCUGAAGGCGUUUUCCGCGAGGGAAUCCACGUACACCUGCUCAAAUAAUUUCUUUUAAUCUCAACGACCGUCUUACUAACUUAUAUCUCUAUUUAAGGUGCUACGAGAGAAUAUUUUACGCUAUGCUUUAAGCAAAGUACAUACACGAAACGCAUACAGACACUAACUAAUCGCGUAGCUGUCGCAUGUUGUAAGAUAUCGGUUAAUAAAACUUUGUGUAAAGUUUUGUAA